Messenger RNA from Pecten maximus, 5845 nucleotides. Its product is annotated as cytohesin-1-like. The record is from RefSeq and is a predicted model, not a curated record. The coding region runs from base 428 to 1615 and encodes 395 amino acids. Lineage: Eukaryota; Metazoa; Mollusca; Bivalvia; Pectinida; Pectinidae. The transcript has 14 exons. Gene Ontology annotation, molecular function: guanyl-nucleotide exchange factor activity. Gene Ontology annotation, biological process: regulation of ARF protein signal transduction.
UCCCAGGCCUACUGUAGGUCUAGAUCCUCCUCCAGCAUCCUACACAUAUAUACUACUCCAUGGAGUUAGCACUUCCAGAUGUCAAUGAUGAAUCAACUGCUUGCCUGCUGGGGGAAUACAAAACCAACAUGAGUGCCAGCUGUACUUAUGCAUGGCCAUGUCUGCUUUCAUAGAUGAUACGGGAGUAAAAUCAUCUCAUAACAGUCACUUGUAUUAGCAUUGUACAUGUAUAUAAUGAUGUAUAGUUAGUCUAUACUGGUCCUGCUUUAUGAGAACGGAUGUCAUCAAUUUGUUUCCAUGAAUAACCAUGCCAUACUCCGGAGUAAAUUCAGAUUGCUGACGCUGUUGUGUGUAUGUUUGGCAGUAAAUGUCACCAAUUUGAAUGAAUAUCACUUAAUACAAUACAAUGUGACCGUGCAUACUGUUGAUGGACUCUGGUGAUGAUUUAACAGCAGAAGAACAGAAAUUGCUUACUAGCAUCAGGGACAGGAAAGCUAAGCUGCUGAAGGAGAUUCAGGAGCUUAAAGAUGAGAUAGCAGAAGUUGCAAAUGAGAUGGAGGCUAUCGAUGUCUCCGAGGAUAGCAAAAACAACCCCAAAACAAAGCAAAUGUCCAUUGGGAAGAAGAAAUUCAAUAUGGACCCCAAAAAGGGUAUUGAAUACCUUAUUGACAAUGGACUUUUGCCAAAUGACCCAGCAGAGGUGGCCAAGUUUCUACACCAAGGAGAGGGACUUAACAAGACUGCUAUAGGGGACUAUCUCGGAGAAAGACAUGAAUUCAACAUCAACGUGUUGAAGGCCUUUGUGAAUUUGCACGCGUUCUCGAACAUGAUCCUGGUUCAGGCUUUGAGACAAUUUCUCUGGAGUUUCCGUUUACCAGGGGAGGCACAGAAGAUUGACAGAAUGAUGGAGUGUUUUGCGCAAAGAUAUUGUGAAUUGAACACUGAUGUAUUCACAAGUUCAGACACAUGCUAUGUACUGUCCUUUGCCAUAAUCAUGCUGAACACCAGUCUACACAACCCCAGUGUGAAAGACAAACCCACGGUAGACCGCUUCAUACAGAUGAACCGAGGCAUCAAUGAUGGUGGAAACCUUCCAGAGGACCUCCUCACUAGUUUGUAUGACAGCAUCAAAAAAGAACCGUUUAAGAUACCAGAGGAUGAUGGAAAUGACCUCAUGCACACUUUCUUCAACCCAGACAAGGAGGGGUGGUUGUGGAAACAAGGAGCUUCCAAAAAAUUAAGCGGUCGGUACAAGAACUGGAAAAGAAGAUGGUUCAUUCUGAAUGAUAACUGCCUCUACUACUUUCAGUUCACCACUGACAAAGAACCAAAGGGGAUUAUACCGCUGGAGAACAUACAAGUGAGAGAGGUACCUCCAGAGAAGUCCUCCAAACCUAACGCAUUUGAAUUGUAUGCGGCAAGCAACGACAUCAUUAAAGCUUGUAAAGUUGACAGAGAAGGCAAGGUCGUGGAAGGUAAACACAAUGUGUACCGAAUGUCAUCUGCAACAGCCGACGACAAGGAGGAAUGGAUCCGAUGUAUCAGAGCCAGUAUAAGUGAGAAUCCAUUCUAUGAUAUGCUGUCCGCCCGUAGGAAGAAGGUCAUUACAAAGUGAAGAGGUGGCCUGCUGGAUACAAGGCCUGGAUGGUCACACACAACAUGCUGUACAUCUUCACAUACUCAUCAACACAUAGUGAAAAUGGUUCUUGUAUAGAAAACCUGUAAUGCUCCUGUCUGUGAUUGUGUAGGAUAGCAGACUUGAAAUGAUAAUUUAUUGUUCAAUUACUGAUUCAGAAGUACUAUUGUAUGAAAUCCUAGCUUUAAUUGCACUAUGGGUUUCUAAAGUCAGAAAACUUGACCUGUUAUAUGUCAAUUUUACUGUAAACAUAAAUCUUGUUUUUUAUAUUUGACUUCAAUAACUGAUUGGUUUGUUGAUAUUACUCAGACAAAUGCUAUCAUAAAUGGCUGAAGUUGCUGCUCACCAAUUGUGCCACAAUCCCUGACCGUUGUGCCCCUUCAAAGAAAACCUCAACAAUUGUGUCACUGGUAUUGGUAUGCGUGUAGUAAAACAGCAUGUAUUUACCUGGUAUAAUAUAUCAAUUCAAUCUUUAUAGGUUGUUUCAGAUUUUAUUAAAUACUGUUUUUAUUUAUUAUUUCAAAAAUGCAUAAAAAUAGGAUGACAUUUGAAAAACAUUCUCUACAUUGAACUUUUUUUUUUUUUUUGCAUUUUGAGAAUAAAACCAAGAGCUAUUGAAUUGAAGGGAUUAACUAAAAUUGUUUGAAACAUAUUUCUGAUGAUAUAUUUGAGAUGUAUAAACAGUAUUUGUAGCUUUUUAGGUCAUCUGAGAAGUCUCAAGUGACAUUUGCGAUCAUGUUUUUGUCCGUCGUUGUGCAUUAACUGUCUGUAAACAAUUUACAUUUUCACCAUCUCAGAAACUCUAGAACCAAAUUACAUGAAAUUAAAUUUCAACCAAAAUUUUGAAUUAUAUGGUCCUAUCCUCCAGGGUUCCUGAGGGGUGGGGUAAAUUAGCUGAAAUUUCAAAAAUCUUCUCGGGGGCCAGAUAUGGUCAGGUAGAAUCAGAUAAUUUUUCUAGAUGGAAUGAUCUAGAUGCUUUAACCAAAAUAGUGAAUUUGAUAGCAUCGGGGCUCCCGUUCCUCCCUAAGGGAGGUGGCAAGAUUUACAAUAGUUUAUAAAGGAAAAUCACAUUUUUGAGCAUCAUUUGUUGAACUACCAUUGAAUAUGAUUUAAGACUGGGUUAAUAGUACGGUAUGAGUUUGGGAUGACAGUUUGAUGGUACAUGUAUUCACACAUUGGCCCUGACUGACCGCCAGAGGCUGGGCAGGGCUACAAUGGGUCAAAUGGACCGAAAUAUAUAUAUGAACACACGUGACCGUUAAGGCCCAUAGGCCUUGUGUUUGAUAUGAAGAACUGUGAUAAGUCCACAGUUGGACUUGAAAGCAAUAAUAAGGAUUACACUUUGGGUACUCAGACCAAACUUGUAGAAGUAGGGAAGUACUGGAGACAAUAUUUAUUGUAUAAUAGUUGUACGUUCUAUAUAUAAAGUGAUUCUAGUCAGAAUAGGUUUGAGAGCCACAGGAUUUGAAAUAUAUCCUUGUGUUGGUCCAUGAUUCAUUAAGCUUUAUUUAUACUGUUAAUGUAAGAAUUUGGUGUGAAAUACCUUUGUUUGACUCACUUUGUGAUGCAUUGAUUACCUCCCCUUAAUUAGUUGAUCACGUGCCCAGAUUGGGCACCUUAGGAGAAGAUUACACCAAUCAUCCAGGGACCAACAUUGUACUUGUGUAUAGGACUAGUGUAUUAAGUCAACACUAGUAAUCACUUUACCUGUCGGUCACGCUAUGUCUGAUGUCAACCCUAUGACUAACUAGUGGUCACUAUACCACUCGGUCACUCUACACCUGUCUGGUGUUGUCUAGUGACCAGUGUGUCGCAUCAAAACUGACCAGCUAGUGGUCACUAUCCUUCUAUUUCACGCUAUACAUGUAUAUAACUAUGUUCGAGAUCAACCCUCGACUAAUUAGUGGCCGUGAUACCUGUGUAUUUUCUAAGGACCAGUAUGUGACCACCUGUUUGUAUCUGCCAUGUUGAUAGGUUGUGUCCUUACGAAAUAAUAUAUUUUUGGGAGUCCUUCAUACCUCGUGUAUCCAAUCAUAAACAGGUUGUGGAAAACCACCAACUUUCGUAUAAUACACAAUUUUCAUUAUAUGUCAUUUGAGUUAUAGCUUUGUUACUAAAAAUAUCCAAAAUCACUUAAAACUUCACCUUUUAAAUUUUCUUAUCUAAAUGGCAUCUAUUUAGUCAUGAAACAUCAUUCAAAAGGAAAAAUAAAAUUAAUUUGCACGUGGGAAAGUACCGAAAAUUAUGCAAUACUUCCGGUGUAGCAACAUCAAGUUUCUAAGUAGCCAAAGCUUUCAGUAAACAUCUUUUAGUGAAAUAUUGUUUACUUUGUUCAAAAUUAAUACACCUUGCAAAGUAUACUGUUUAAGAGAUUCUUGCAAUUUUUUAGUAACAAAUCCAUACCCCAACUGGUGUAUAAUAGGCGAGUUUGUGUAUUAUAUGCAAGUUUGUUUUCUCCAACCUGAUAAUGCACUGACCACUGGUCAUGGGGAUCAGGUAAACCAAAGGAGCUGUCCUUAGUUGGUUGUACAGAUGUUUUUUAAGAAUAACUUGUAACUUCAUUUGUUUAUUUAAUGUAAAAUUUAAUGUUAGAAUAAGUGUGUCUACCUUUAAUGUCAUGACUGUGAGUUGAAAUAAGAGUGAAUUGAAAUCCGUGCCAGUUUGUUCAUGUAAAUGACGGGUGAGUGAUGAUGGUGGUUUGAAUGGUUUAAAAUAUUCGUAUUGAAUUGAUUAAAACUGAUAUGCACAUCGGUAUUACUGAAUCAAUGAUGUUAAAAUUUUUGUCUCAUGCACAUCUAAAACACAAAGCCAAGACAAUGGUGUUACUUUAACCCAACUUGAUAUAUACAGUUAGAGCAUGUAGUGGACAUCUCAACUUACCCUUCAUUUACGGAAUAUCAUACAGAUUUAUGAUCCAGUGACUAUGGAAAUGAGGGAUGUUGGGAAUCUAGACUUUUAGUUUUGUGUUUAGCUCAGCUUCUUCCAACCAGACCUAAAAUAUGGCUGCAUGCUAGUAUGGACAUCUCCACACUUUACAGAUUAUGUGAAUUUUCAUUUUAGAUUUUGAGAAACUAAUUGAAAAUCUAUUGCUCCUCCAAUUGAUACAAAAUUUUGUUUAUAGUUAAAUUGGAAUGAAUUCUAUAAUGUAUGGGUGAAUUUUCUUCUAAAGAAUAUUUCGAGUAAAAAUGACAGGAGAAUUUUGAGAAUAAGUGUUCUGUGAAAUUUGAUAUUUGUCUUGCAGUGCAUAAUUAUUUACACUUCAUAGUGUAUACAUGGUGCUUCCAUACCACCAAAUUGAGUUUUUGGAAAAUAUACUUAAUUUUUUGUGAAUUUUGGAGUUUGCUUAAAAUCCGAUAUACAUAUUUAUUAACUUUUAGUGAGACAGGCGAGGCAUAAUUAGUUCUUCUUGUUAAAUAGAGUUUAAGAUGAAUAUGAAAUCACUUCAAAUGUGAAAGUUUGUCAGGUGUGUGAUUGAUGGUUUGAGUAAUGUUCUCCUCAGUGUUUGUACAUUAUAAUGGACCUAUAUAUAGACUAACCUCCCUGUAUAGCUUGGUAGGGCCUUGUGUAAGGUAUUUAUUAAUACACAGGUAUGUAAAUAUGUUGUUUAGUUCAUUGUUUGAAGAUAGAGCUACCAAUAGCUCAGUACCAUACAAUCACAAUACUGUUCAUAUUUAUGUUCUUGGUAUUAGAUGUAUUUUUUAAAUAUAUUGUAAUGUUAUGAGUGGUCAGACUUUGAAAGCUGUGAUUUUGAAACUGUCAUAAAAAUAGUCACAUGACAUCUUAAUACCUCUGUAACCUGUUUGCACAGAUCAUGGAAUAUUGAUUAUGACACACAAAGUUUUAGUCAUCUAUACCAUUCAGUAAGUUUCACAUCUAACAUGUUGGUCCUGUUUACUCAGAAGAUCGCUCAGCAUACAAAAUGUCAAACUUCCUUCAGCUCAUUAUGUACAGACUAUGCAGUCACUUUCACAUAUGUAGAUCGAUCAAGAGUGUUAUGCAUCAUCACAUUUUAAUCUGUAUUAUGAUUGAAGAUAUAUAUAUCUUGUAAUAUUGUUUAUAACACACGAUUAUGUAUCCACGUUUGUAAGGAAAAAUGGCAAAGACAUUUUUGUCAUCAGUAAUGGUCAACAUAUUACAGAUGUAUACGGAACACAAAUUAACAAAAAAAAAUACUACAUGUAUUACUUAAAUAAAUUUGUAUCUCUAAAA